GAGGGCUGGAGCGCCGGGAAGACGCUGAGUGGGGAGGACAGAGGGAGCCCCUUGACAUACAGUCGAUCUUCAUGCCACGCGCAGCCUGGAAGUUGGUCUUUUAUCACCUAAGUUCAGAAAAAUAGAUAAAACCAUCUAUCAGCCUGCGAGGGUCUUUGUGGCACGAACGUGUUCAGGAGAACCGUGUGUCUGCUUUUCUGCAGCCGGGAGGAUUUACUUAGUGGGAGCACACCCGCGACAGAAACACCUCUCACCCAGGUGGUGCAACCACAUUGAAGAAUGAAGGUUCCAGCGACUGUGACGACACAGUGCCUAAUGACAAUGGGCAUUGUCACCUUUAAUAGGGAGAAAUGGGCGAUCCAAUGCGUUCCAGUUCUAGCUGUUACUUAGCAGCAAGGGCUCUGUCCUGGUCUCUUGCUGCCCUAUAUGGCUUUUGGUCAGGAAAACAAUUCUCACCUCUAAAAGAGAAAGGAAACCCCACUGUGUAAAUAUUUAGAAAGUCAAGUCAAUAGUAUUAUGAUAAGUUAACCAACUCUCAACCACUGGAAGUGUACGUUUUGUGGUUACAGAGAAAAGCGUCAUCAGAGACAAUUUAUAGCCAUCCAAAAUUCUGAAAGAGAGAAAGGCCAUGGAUAUGCACUCACAGCACACCCCUGGAAAGAUAAGUAUCUCUGAACAGUCCAUCCUUUCCAGAAUAAACCCUGUCGAGAACGUAGAUUACCCACAUUACUACAACCUCUUAAGGAAAAUGAACAUGCCCAUUGUGAAAGGGGUGGAGGACAGACACGACUUUGGCAGGAUGGAAAAGAAAGGCAACCCCACUUUCCUUAAAUUUCACCCGUAUCCCGCUUCGGGCGUGCCAAACUAUCACUUACACUACCCUUACCCCCCACCGCGGGGGGCAGACUUCCCAUUGUUUCCGCUGCGCGAUGACGUGCCCCUAGGUGACCCCUGCUCGGGGUUCCUGAGCCCCGGGGCUAAUGCCGACCUAAAGCCUGGCGUUGGCAGAGCCAUACCGAGCCUGGUGGACUUCAGGGAUGUGAAACCCCAACAGCGAGUCCCCAGGCCAGACUCUGGAGAGCACACGGCGCUGAGGAGGCAAACGCUUUUCUUAGAAGAAUUGAAACAAGACAGGAAAUGGAAUUCCAGGGCAACACCAGACAUUGCCAUCAGAGCGAGACUCGGAGGUUGGACGAGCCCACGGAAAGUCCCGCCUCCCCGGGCUCGGCACGAGGCGUGCUCAGUGAACCACACGUACACAUUCGACGAGGAGGAAGCGACGUGCCCGGAUGACGGCAAACCACUUUCACAACCCAACAAGAAGUAUAAUGCAAAGGACUGCUUUUAUAAGUCCUCUACGCAAAAAGCUUACGAAGUUGUUCCCUGGGACAAGAUGCUGCCACCGAGACCCGGUCCGGGAGAAACGACGGUGGAGAGAGCCUCCGACCCGGUCGCACAGUGCUUUACGCUGAAAAGAUACGAGAGGGCGCCCGCCCUCACGCAGGUGGUCGGCGGACUCUGGGACAGGUUCCAGACGAGGUCGCUCUCGGUGCCCGGCAAGCCAGUGAACUUCGUGAGCCCGAGUUCCAGGAGCAGAUACAUCCCGUGCUACACAGGCCACGUGCAGUCCACCGACGCCGACGCCGUGGACAACCCCUGCGGGGACAUCGCGUCUCUGGCCGAGCCGCGGCGCUCCCGAGCCCUCUGCACGAACACAAGCUGCUCCGCGAACAUCCCGGGGUACACCGGGAAGGUUCACGUCACCGCCACCCACCCAGCCAACUCCGACGUCCUGGCAGCCUCCCCCUCGCCGGACGCCGCAAUGCACCGCGUCCUGCGGGAAGAGUGGGCAGGCGGCCUCUUCCGCCACCGGUCGCCGCUGUCCAGCAUGGUCACGCUCGUGAGGCCCUACAACCCCUUCAACAGGAAGGGGAAGAAGACGGCCAGCUACUGAGGGGCCUCCGGCCCAGCGGGGCGCCCUCCCCUCCCCGGCGCGGCCUGUGCGCCCUCGGCCGGGAAUAAAAGAUGGUUGUGUGCUCCGGGCGUCUGUGCCGGUGGAACGA
Messenger RNA from Phyllostomus discolor (pale spear-nosed bat), 2063 nucleotides. It is a transcript of the gene SPMIP7, whose product is annotated as spermatogenesis associated 48. NCBI's taxonomy places the organism in Eukaryota, Metazoa, Chordata, Mammalia, Chiroptera, Phyllostomidae. The record is from RefSeq and is a predicted model, not a curated record. The transcript is spliced from 9 exons. Bases 629 to 1954 code for a protein of 441 amino acids.